AUGGACGAGCGAGGGAGGAGGAGGCAUGGCGGGCUGAACCAGCUGGCAUGCCCGGCUGUUCACCCACUUGUACAUGCCGCUCUAGUAGCGUGCGUCCUCGCCUUCGGCUCAGCCAUAGAGGUUCUGCCCGAGGUGAAGCUGGACGGUUUGAUUAGGUCCAAGUUCCAGGGGAAGGUCGCUGCUGUGACGGGAGGAGCUUCGGGGAUAGGUCUAUCACUCGCUCGACGAUGCCUCAGGAGCGGAAUGAAGGUCGUGCUGAGCGAUGGGAACCCAGACUUGAUCGACAAGGCAAGUCUGCAACUCAAGCAGGAGAACUUGGAGGGUUUCUGCACGCUGCGAGCAGAUGUCAGGGAUCCCGAUGAUAUGGCGAGCGUCCUUCGAUGUUGCCAGGAGAACUUCGGAAGAGUGGACAUCUUCUUCAACAAUGCGGGCGUGAUUGGUGAGCCGGACAAAGGAGUUCUGGACACACCUCUAGAAUCGUGGAAGUGGAUCCUUGACACCAACGUUGUCGGGUUGAUCAACGGGAUGCAGACGUUUGUUCCCUACAUGGAGAAGCAAGGGUUUGAGACGCAUAUCGUGAACACCGCCUCUGGGGCUGGUCUGUACAGUCAACACAGGGCGACUAUGGGUCCCUAUGUAUCAUCCAAGCACUGUGCCGUUGUACUCACUCAGGCCAUGAAGGUAGAGCUGGCUCAGAGGAACAGCUCAGUCACUCCGCAUCUCCUUUGCCCCUCGGUGGUGGCGACGCCGCUGGUUCCCAACUCGAGGUUCUACCUUUCAAACAUCCGAGCUCUUGACAACGAGCUGGACCCGAUCUCGAAGCAGUUUGACGAGCGACUCAAUCAAGACGGCAUGACUCCUGACAUGGUCGCCGACUUAGUGCUGCAGGCCGUUGUCGAGGACCGGUUCCUCAUUAUGACCCACCCCGAGAUCACUGAGAAGAGGAUCACCUCAAGGUACCAUGAGCUCAAACAAUCCCUGAGCGAGCAGCCAAACACUGGAUAUUAG
Molecule: messenger RNA, 1008 nt
Organism: Guillardia theta CCMP2712
Lineage: Eukaryota; Cryptophyceae; Pyrenomonadales; Geminigeraceae
Exons: 9
Coding region: 1-1008 (335 amino acids)
Source: RefSeq, a predicted model, not a curated record